Molecule: messenger RNA, 474 nt
Organism: Camellia sinensis
Lineage: Eukaryota; Viridiplantae; Streptophyta; Magnoliopsida; Ericales; Theaceae
Source: RefSeq, a predicted model, not a curated record
AUGGAGUGCAGGCGAAACUACGCCGCCCACACUGCCGGCCUCGCCGUUGAUGGCCUUUUGUAUGUGAAGAUUACUGAUCCGACUGUCCAAAAUCAGGAAUCUUACAUCUGCGCCACCUGUGGUUGUCAUCGGAGUUUCCACCGCAAGCAGGAGGAACUCAACCACUUCGCCGCCGCAGCACCGCUUUCACCGCUCCCUCCUCCGCGACCACCACGCCGAUCACAUCGACAGCCACCACAGCCAGUACCGAUACAACCACAACCAGAUCCACCAAAAAAAGAUUGGAUGGAGAUGGAUGAUGAAUCCAAGCCACUGAAGAAGCGAAAGAUGGAUGAUAAAUCGAAGCCACUCAAGAAGCGAAAGGCUGAAGAGGAAUUACAUGUGUUAGAUCUUGCAACUAAAACCAGAAUUUUGGAUGAGUUUGAAAUUAAUAGAAGAAGGGAUGUAAGAGAUGAGUUGUGGAAGUUAAGCUAA